UUGAUCACGUUUUGUAGAUUCACUAGAGUGCCUUCCCAGAUGCUUUGACCUUGUCACCUAUGACUAAGUCUCCUUCUGUCACCAACUGCUGUUUGUCCAAGAAACCGUCUGUCAGUGAAGACAAAUGAGAUCCAUGAUUAACAAUUACAGACUCCGGGCAGUGAACACAUUAGACACCAAGAAUCAAGAGGGAGGCAGCCAAGUCUUUCAUUAUCCUUAUUACUUAUCAGCUCAUUCAUUUCAGUAACCCCCCUCACCCCGCCCCUUCACUAACAGCUCCUCAUGUGACUAGGUAAUCUGGAGCAUCUCAGGUGUCCCACUCCUAUUGCAGACUAAAACACACAUCUUACAAUCAAAAUAGGUAGCAAUACAAAGAGAACGCCAUCCUCUCAGAACUGUGGGGAAAAUGGUUCUGCACCCAGCUAUCCAGGCAUCUAGAGAGGGUCAACUUUCUGCUCUGGAGAACCUAGCAGCAAAAGGCUUGCUGACUCCUGAUAUUUCCGAUCCUCUAGGUGCAUCCCCGGUCCACCACGCGGCACGCUGUGGACACCUUGACUGUCUAUGUUUUUUAGUGACUCGAGCACAUCUACCUGGCAAUUCAAGAGCCAGGAACGGAGCUACACCUGCUCACGAUGCCUCAGCCACAGGACACCUACAGGAGCUGCAGUGGUUGCUCAGCUAUGGGAACUGUAGCCUGGAGGACCAGGACAGUUCAGGGGCGACCCUCUUACACCUGGCCACUCGCUUUGGUCACAGAGAUCUGGUCCAGUGGCUCAUGCAAGCAGGGAGCAAUGCUGAGCUGGAGACUGACUGUGGCGCUCUACCUGCCCACUAUGCAGCAGCCAGGGGAGACUUAACCUGUCUCAAAUUACUCAUCGAUCAGACGCCCAGAUCUGUGAACAGACAGACAAGGAAUGGCGCCACACCUCUCUAUUUGGCAUGUCAGGAAGGGCACUUGCACAUCGUUGAGUUCCUCGUGAAGGACUGCGGAGCUGAUGUCCAUUUGCGAGCCCAUGAUGGUAUGACAGUUCUUCAUGCCGCAGCACAUAUGGGACAUCACGCCUUGGUCGUCUGGCUGGGUUCUUUCACAGAUAUGGACCUCUCCAUACAAGAUAAUGAGGGAGCUACAGCCUUACACUUUGCUGCCAGUGGUGGGCAUCACAGGAUCUUAGAGCGCCUCCUCCGAAUGGGAGCAAAAAUGAUCAAGGAUCACUGGGGAGGUACUCCCUUGCAUGAUGCUGCUGAGAAUGGAGAAUUGGAGUGCUGUCAGAUUUUGGUAAUGAAUAAUGUAGACCCUGAAAUCCAGGACCGCGAUGGGUACACCGCCGCAGACUUGGCAGAAUAUAAUGGGCAUACAGAGUGUGCCAACUACCUGAAGAGAGUGGAACAGCUGCCGUCUACAGGCAGCAGUUCACUUUUGAUGAUUAGCAACACCGACAGUGAAAAACGCACAAAAUCAGUGCAGUUGAAGCAGGCCAACUCUGGUGACUACUACAGAGCCUUAAACGAAAUCAGUGAAGAGUCACCAGGAGCAGCAACGGUGAUGGAUGGAACAAAGAAUAUAGAAUUUGCAUCGGCUCAACAGCGUUCAUCACAAAACAUGCCUCCACCACCUCCGGCACCACCCUUACCACCAGCAAACAGCCUGGCAUCUUCAAAGUCGAAAGCUCAAAGUACAUCUGCUCAUAUUAAAGUGGAGACACCUGCAGGGAAAAAAUUAUUUAACACGGUGAUGCCAAAUUCGGGCAAUGUAAAACUAUUUUCUGAAAUGAAGAAGAAUUUUAAGUCUCUUAAGCAUGCAGGAAUCACAGCAGUGUUUUCUGGACAGAAGCAAGACACCAAAUCAUCUGCAACGGUGACUCUGCCCACAGAGGAAGUCAGCGUGGUGGACAUUGACUCACUUGUCCCUACUCAUGAUGAGAAAGGGCUUCCCAUUGCAGAGUGGAAGCGCCAAGUGAUGGUGAGACAGUUGCAGGCCAGGCUGCAGGAUGAGGAGGAGCAAAGAAGAAAGAAAAAUGGAAAUAAAUACAUGGAAGAAGAAGGAUGGACAUAUUCUCAAGCCCAUAAUGCAAUUCUUGGUCCAUUUGGUGAGCUUCUGACUGAAGACGACUUAAUUUAUUUAGAAAAGCAGAUUGAGAAUGUACAAAUGAAGAAGAAAUGUCAGGAGUAUGAGUCUGAGCUCACCCGUUUAGCUGAAGAAUUGAGAACCAUCCUGCCUGCUCCGAUUGUUAACAUCACGGUCAACACACAAUUCAUGCAGCAAAAUGCUGGGAAGGAAGGACAUGUCUCUUUACCUGUCUGGUGCAACCGAAUAUCAGGUAUUGUAAAGAGUAUGUCAUUGCUUCUUGCAAAUGUCAAUGACAAAGACCACGGAGAGACACAAAAAAGAGAGGUUUCAAGGAUGCCCAGCAAUGACUUGAUGCAUGUUUUUUCUCUAAGAUAUGAGAAGUCAAAUUCUGUUUAUGGGACAAGGGAAAAGGUAGAACAUGAGCUUCAACAAUUUGGGGUAUCAGUCCGAAAUCUCAGAUCUAACUUUGAAACACAGUUAACCACAAAUGAUGUAGCUGCACCAUUUGAUAGCCUUGACGAAAAGAUAACAGAGGAAUACAAGCCUGCAGCCCACAUCUAUACAAAAGGAACAGAUGCUACAAACAGAUCUCAUGUGAGAGGUACAGAAGAGCAACCUCUAGGAGUUUGUGAUGAAGAUCUGUCUCACCCAGCACAGGUAGAUGAUGCCAGUGACUCAGGUAUUAGUUCAGAAGAAGCACUUCCUGAAGAAAGUCUAUCACCGGUUCAGGAGUCAACUAGCCUUAGGAAAGAGCGAAUUGUUGUCCUGUUUCUUGGACACUGGAAAAAGUCUACCUACUCAAUGUCUCUUAAGAUAAAAGACUUGCAAAGAAAGAAGAGCCUUCCAGAGGAGACAACACCACAGCCAGUCCAAAAGAAAGAAGUGGAACCAGGACAUGAGACCCAAGUGAAAAAGAAUCCAGAGAAUGAAAAGCUAAGUCACUUUUUGCAGCAGAGAAGCGCCAUCAGUAAAAUGAUUGGAAACUGGAGAAACAUCAUUUCCCAUGUCCCUUCUAGACAGAUACGCCGGCUUAACCGUCAACAAAUCACAUACUCUCCUGAGCAGUUUUUACCUCGAGUGAAUGGGGCUCCAAUUGAAUACAACCAAUUGACCCUUGAUCUUUUUAUGUUGGGAUAUUUCCACAUUCUUGAGCUGGAUCUGCCACCUGAUGAAAGGAAAAUGAGGCACUUGCUCUGUUUUGAAGUGUUUGAUCACUUGGGGAAGUUCACCUGGGAGACAGUCCGCAGUUUUCAUAGAGCAGUCACUGAGGACAUUGAAGCUGGUAACAGGGAAUGGAAAGAUGGCUUCGAGGAUAUCAAACAAAAAUUCUUUGAAAAUGAGCAAAAUCAGCUUUCUGCAGCAGGAGACACCAAGCAAGGCUCUCCUGUGGCAAGAUCAGUGCCCAAAGUCAUUGUUCAAACUGCCACUCCUGAGGAAGAAGAAGAUUUGGUGAGGAGUGGUGGCACAGACCUCAGCAGCUUCAGCAAUGAUGAGAUCUGCAAGUACAUUGACCGCAGCUUUGCUUUCUGGAAAGAGAAAGAAGCAGAGAUCUUCGACUUCGAGUAGUGUCUAAU
This is a messenger RNA of Erpetoichthys calabaricus (reedfish), 3642 nucleotides long. RefSeq names its product espin like a (gene espnla). NCBI's taxonomy places the organism in Eukaryota, Metazoa, Chordata, Cladistia, Polypteriformes, Polypteridae. Gene Ontology annotation, molecular function: actin filament binding. Gene Ontology annotation, cellular component: cytoplasm. The record is from RefSeq and is a predicted model, not a curated record. Gene Ontology annotation, biological process: actin filament bundle assembly. The coding region runs from base 407 to 3634 and encodes 1075 amino acids. The transcript has 10 exons.